CUCGCGGCCUCGCGCCGGGGGCGGGCUCGCUGCGCGUGCCGGGCGGGCGGGGAGGCGGCGCGCGCCGGGCUGCUGAGAACGUUCGCCGCGGGGGCGGCUCCGGGGCCUGAGCAGGCGCCGCCGCCGCCGUCUGGAGCCGCGGGGGCCCGGCCGGAGGAGGCGGAGGAGGCGACGGCCGCCGGGGAGCUGCUCGACGCCCUCGGCUCCCGCCGGGAAGAUGAUUGAGGAAAGUGGUAACAAGCGGAAGACCAUGGCAGAGAAGAGGCAGUUGUUCAUAGAAAUGCGUGAGUUUUGAGUGCUCAGAAUUUUGACGUCAUCCGACUAUCAACUUACAGAACAGCUUGCAAACUGCGAUUUGUACAGAAACGAUGCAACCUCCAUCUUGUAGAUAUCUGGAACAUGAUCGAAGCCUUCCGAGACAACGGCCUUAAUACACUGGACCACACCAUUGAGAUCAGCGUGUCCCGCCUCGAAACCGUCAUCUCGUCCGUCUACUACCAGCUGAACAAGCGGCUGCCCUCAACGCACCAGAUCAGCGUGGAGCAGUCCAUCAGCCUCCUGCUCAACUUCAUGAUUGCCGCGUACGACAGUGAGGGCCGAGGCAAGCUGACGGUGUUUUCCGUUAAAGCUAUGCUAGCGACCAUGUGUGGUGGGAAAAUGCUGGACAAAUUGAGAUAUGUUUUCUCCCAGAUGUCAGAUUCCAAUGGUUUGCUGAUAUUUAGCAAGUUUGACCAGUUUCUGAAGGAAGUUCUGAAGCUCCCAACAGCUGUCUUCGAGGGACCGUCCUUUGGCUACACGGAACACUCUGUCCGCACCUGUUUCCCCCAGCAGAAGAAGAUCAUGCUCAACACGUUCCUGGACACCAUGAUGGCCGACCCCCCUCCCCAGUGCCUCGUCUGGCUGCCGCUCAUGCACAGGCUCGCCCACGUGGAGAACGUCUUCCACCCCGUGGAGUGCUCCUACUGCCGCUGCGAGAGCAUGAUGGGCUUCCGGUACCGCUGCCAGCAGUGCCACGGCUACCAGCUCUGCCAGAACUGCUUUUGGCGCGGCCACGCCAGCGGCCCGCACAGCAACCAGCACCAGAUGAAGGAGCACUCCUCUUGGAAAUCCCCUGCCAAGAAGCUGAGCCAUGCAAUUAGCAAAUCCUUGGGGUGUGUGCCCUCCAGAGAACCCCCGCACCCCAUCUUUCCCGAGCAGCCGGAGAAGCCACUUGACCUUGCCAACAUCAUUCCUCCGCGCCCUCUGACCAACAUGAACGAGACCGUGGGGAGCCACCUGUCCUCCGGGGCGCCCACCCCCACCAAAAGCGUGCUGGACAGCCCUGGCCGCCUGGACGAGGAGCACCGGCUGAUCGCGCGCUACGCCGCCCGGCUGGCUGCAGAGGCGGGGAACGUGCCCCGGCCGCCGACCGACUUGAGCUUCAACUUUGAUGCCAACAAGCAGCAGCGGCAGCUGAUUGCAGAACUGGAAAACAAGAACCGGGAGAUCCUGCAGGAGAUCCAGCGGCUGCGGCUGGAGCACGAACAGGCGUCCCAACCGACCCCCGAGAAGGCCCAGCAGAACCCCACGUUGCUGGCCGAGCUGCGUCUGCUAAGGCAGCGGAAAGAUGAACUGGAGCAGAGGAUGUCGGCGCUGCAGGAGAGCCGGCGGGAGCUGAUGGUUCAGCUGGAAGGACUCAUGAAGCUGCUGAAGGAGGAAGAGCAAAAGCAGGCAGCCCAGGCCACGGCGUCACCGCCCCUGUCGCCCACUCACGGAAGCGGCCGCACCAUGCCCAUGCCCGUCCGCUCGGCCUCGGCCGGCUCCACCCCUACCCACUGUCCGCAGGAGCCGCUGGGCGGAGUGGGUGGGGACGUGCAGGAGGCCUUUGCACAAGGUACGAGGAGGAACCUCCGCAAUGACCUGCUGGUGGCCGCGGACUCCAUCACCGACACCGUGUCGUCUCUGGUGAAGGAGCUGCACUCAGGUUAGGGGCAGUGCUGGAGGAGAAGAGACGCAGCCCUGCAGCGAGCUGGCGAGGACGAGGCGCAGCCCGGGAUGGGAUCCGGAGUCGCCGCCGCGGGAGCGGGACGGGUGCCCCCGCGCCCAGCACUGCAUGAAGCCCCCGCGGGCCCGGCCUCCCCGCAGGACAAGGGACAGCACGGAGCCCCCGCGCGCGCGACCCGGUGGCCUUGCGGGCUCCCGGGGCUGGGAACCCCGCCCCCCUCCCUGCCUUGGACCUUUAAAAACACCAACAGGUUUUCUUCC
Molecule: messenger RNA, 2244 nt
Organism: Sorex araneus (European shrew)
Lineage: Eukaryota; Metazoa; Chordata; Mammalia; Eulipotyphla; Soricidae
Gene: DTNB
Product: dystrobrevin beta
Exons: 19
Coding region: 400-1968 (522 amino acids)
Biological process (GO): synaptic signaling
Cellular component (GO): plasma membrane; synapse
Molecular function (GO): zinc ion binding
Source: RefSeq, a predicted model, not a curated record